AUGCACUUCACUUCGCUACUUGCCACGACCGCCGUCGCCGCCGUCGCCUCGGCCCACGGCGACGGCCCCGAGGGCGUCCCCAAGCUCUUCGGCCGGAAUGCCAUUGCCGACCUGAAGGCCAGGAACAUCUUCGCUGGCGUCUCCGGCCACCAGCACGUCGAGCGCGCCGAUGCUCCUGUCAAGCGCCAGGAUGUUGGCGGCACCGAUGGCCAGUGUGGCGAGGGCUUCGGAUCCUGCAAUGAGGGCUACUGCUGCUCUGGUGCUGGAUGGUGCGGUGUUGGCACCGAGUACUGCAUGUCUCCGGACUGCCAGUUCAACUACGGCCCGGCCUGCGACGCCAAUGCCAUGCCUGCCGGAACUAACACCUCUUCCGUUGCCCGUGACCUGAAGGGUUCCGUCGAGUAUGGUGGUGCUGGUAUCUAUGACUGUGUCGUGAACGGCCAGGUCGCCCUGACCUACGACGAUGGUCCCUACAUCUACACCGACGGCAUGCUCGACGUGCUGAAGAAGUACAACGCCAAGGCCACCUUCUUCAUCACCGGCAACAACAACGGCAAGGGCCAGAUCGACAACGCCGCCUAUGGCUGGGACACUGUCAUCAAGAGGAUGUACUCUGAGGGCCACCAGAUCGCCUCCCACACCUGGAGCCACCAGGACCUGAGCGCCAUUACCUCUGCUCAGCGCAAGGACCAGAUGGUCAAGAACGAGAUGGCUCUCAGGAACAUCCUCGGUUUCUUCCCCACCUACAUGCGCCCCCCGUACUCUUCUUGCACCGCCGAGUCUGGUUGCGAGGACGACCUGAAGGCUCUGGGCUACCACAUCACCUACUUCGAUCUGGACACUGAUGACUACGACAACACCACCCCUGACAAGAUCCAGAACGCCAAGGACAACUUCUCCAACGCCCUCGCUGGCAAGGACUCUGCCAACAACGACUUCCUCGCCAUCGCUCACGACAUCCACCAGCAGACCGCCCAGAACCUGACUGAGUUCAUGCUCCAGACUCUCCAGGAUGCCGGUUACACUGCUGUUACCGUUGGCGAGUGCCUUGGAGAUGACGAGGCCAACUGGUACCGCUCGUCCAGUGGCGGUGUCUUCACCUCUGCGACAUCUGCCGCCCCUACUGCCACUUCUGCCACUUCGACUACUUCGACCGCCCCCACUGCUACCGCGACCAAGAUCUCUGAGGAUGCUACCUGCGGCGGUACCACCGGUCAGACCUGCAAGGGCUCGACUUUCGGUGAUUGCUGCUCUUCUGCCGGAUGGUGCGGCUCGACUGAUGCCUACUGCGGCGCCGGCUGCCAGUCCGCCUUCGGAACUUGCGAGUCAACCACGGGUCAAGUAAGCUCGAUUUCUACUGUCUCUACUACAGUCUCAUCUUCCGUUUCUUCUUCCUCUACGUCUGGGAGUGCCUCGUCGCCAACAUCUGGUGCCAAUCUCAAGGUUUCUACCGAUGGGACCUGCGGCGGAACCGCUGGUUUCACCUGCAAGGGCUCGACUUUCGGAGACUGCUGCUCCAGUGCCGGCUGGUGUGGUUCCACCAGUGAUUACUGCGGCUCCGGAUGCAACUCUGAGUUUGGCACCUGCGGCACUUCCUCAGUAACACCUUCCAACUCGGCCACGGGACCUAGCACCGGAGCAUCGACGCUGACCAGCUCGACAGUAAAAGCAUCGUCGCCUGCUGCCUCUGGCGGCACCGCCACGACUGCGACAUCGACCGCUCCCACCGCCACGUCCAACGUCAGCACCAACGGCCUGUGCGGCUCGCGCAACGGCGGAAAGACGUGCGCCGGCUCCAGGUUCGGUGGCUGCUGCAGCCCUCUCGGCACCUGCGGCUCGACCGUCUUAUCCUGCAGCAUCGGCUGCCAGAAGAGCUUCGGCACCGGCUGCUACUUUUAA
Molecule: messenger RNA, 1899 nt
Organism: Lasiodiplodia theobromae
Lineage: Eukaryota; Fungi; Ascomycota; Dothideomycetes; Botryosphaeriales; Botryosphaeriaceae
Product: Chitin-binding type 1 protein
Exons: 4
Coding region: 1-1899 (632 amino acids)
Biological process (GO): carbohydrate metabolic process
Molecular function (GO): hydrolase activity, acting on carbon-nitrogen (but not peptide) bonds; chitin binding
Source: RefSeq, a predicted model, not a curated record